Messenger RNA from Bathycoccus prasinos, 1344 nucleotides. RefSeq lists its product with no specific name. Gene Ontology annotation, cellular component: mitochondrion. The record is from RefSeq and is a predicted model, not a curated record. Bases 1 to 1344 code for a protein of 447 amino acids. NCBI's taxonomy places the organism in Eukaryota, Viridiplantae, Chlorophyta, Mamiellophyceae, Mamiellales, Bathycoccaceae. The transcript has a single exon. Gene Ontology annotation, biological process: lipoate biosynthetic process. Gene Ontology annotation, molecular function: 4 iron, 4 sulfur cluster binding; lipoate synthase activity.
AUGCGUCGCGCGCUUCUGCUCACCCGACGAACCACUGCGCGCACUUCUCGCUCUCCUCGUCACGACGACCACUUUUUCGUUUCCUCCACUUAUGUUUCGAAUAAUGCUUUUUUCGAGAGUUUAAGGAGGAGCGGCUUUGCGACUGAGACGACGCGUUGUCGUGCGGCCACCACGACCACCCGUUUUCACUCGCACAAUCAAAGACGAGACCAAUCCAACGGUGGGCACCAGCGUUUAGCGGAAUUGCGAGAGACGUUAGCGAAAGAAGACGCCACGGUUUCGGACUUUGUUCUCGGAACGUCCUUAUCCGGCGAAAACGAGUAUUCCUCCCCCGCGCCGAAGAACAUGAGAGACAAGACGGUGAGGAAACCCGAGUGGCUGAAACGAACGCUCCCGGGCGGGACGGAGGAUUCGAAGUAUUCAAAGAUAAAAUCGAGACUGAAAGAGCUAAAGUUGAGCACGGUGUGCGAAGAGGCUAAGUGCCCGAAUUUAGGCGAGUGUUGGGGCGGCGGGGACGGGCACACGGCGACGGCGACGAUUAUGAUCAUGGGGGACACGUGCACGAGAGGGUGUAAGUUUUGCGCGGUGAAAACGUCGAAAGCGCCUCCGCCGUUGGAUAAAGACGAACCGGAAAACGUGGCGAAGGCGAUUAGCGAGUGGGGGUUGGAUUAUAUCGUGUUGACGAGCGUUGAUAGAGACGAUUUAGAGGACCAAGGUGCCGGGCAUUUCGCGAAAACGAUUAAGAAUUUGAAGGAGAAAGUGAAAGGAGGCGGCGAAGGCGGGUUUGUGAGUAACCAGGAUAAAGAUAAGAGGAUUUUAGUCGAGGCGUUGACGCCGGAUUUUCGAGGCGAGGAUAGAUUAAUCGAUACGGUCGCGUUGAGUGGGCUAGAUGUGUUCGCCCACAACGUGGAAACCGUGCCAGAGUUACAAACGCACGCGAGAGAUCCGAGAGCGAAUUGGGACCAGAGUAUCCACGUGUUGAAAAGAGCGAAAAAGACCGCGAAAGAUGUCGGAGGUGUGGAUUUGAUCACCAAGACGAGCAUAAUGCUCGGUCUGGGCGAAACGAGAACGCAAGUGUACGAAGCGUUGAAGUUGUUGAGAGAAGCUGGCGUGGACGUGGUCACGUUUGGGCAAUACAUGCGACCGACAAAGAGACAUUUGAAAGUCGAGGAGUACGUCACUCCGAAAGCGUUUGAUAUGUACGGGAAGAUGGCGGAAGAUUUGGGCUUUUUAUACGUCGCGAGCGGACCGAUGGUAAGAAGUUCGUACAGAGCCGGCGAGUUUUUCUUGAGGAACGAGUUGAGGAAACGCGAAGGAGAGAAAAUGACCGCCGCGUCGUCGUAA